CUUCUCAACAAGUGACUCCGACUCCUAGGAGACGUGCGCAGUCUCGACUCUUGGAGUUAGAGCGCCAUGUUGCAAUAAAUGGGCGCAUUCCGAUGACGAUCGCCCAUGGAGCGGAGAAGCCUAUUUCUCCACACGUCGUUCGCUUCAGCCAGGCGAUAGGCGUGUGCAUGUGAAAGACAUUUCCCGUCCGCUGUCUUAAGUGGGCGGACGUUGGGAGAGAAUACAUUGAGGUCGUCAAGGGCGACCUCUAGGUAAUUAAAUGCACUACACAUUUAUAUAUGAUUUCAUUUGAAACAUAUCUAACUUUAACCAAUCUAAUGUGUUAUGUUUGUAAUGUGUAGCGAUUGUUUGUGCUUGAUUUCAAUGAUCAAGCGAUGAACAGGUUUGUUGAGCAUCAGAUGCUCACGACCUUUAAAGAGUUCUGGGCCGACUGUCAUAGACAUUUCAAAAAGUACAGCGACCCGGAGGAGGCUCGUGCCAACUCACCAAACGCAUUGGUUGGACGUGAUGAGGAUUGGCACUUCCUCUGCGACCAUUAUAUCAGUCGUGCAUUCCAGGAGCAAUCACGGACGAACAAGGCUGCUAGACAGAAGCAGCCUUACAAUCAUAGUAGCGGGUUCAAGUCGUUUCUACAACGACAGUAUAAGCUCGCUGAAAGAAAAGGGGAGCCGGUCGAUCGUGUGGAAUUGUUUCGGGAAACACACGUUCGAGCUGGGACAUUCGUGUCGCAGGCCGCCGAGGAUGCGCAUAAUCAAAUGCUGGAACUCCAAUCUCAGCCUACCCCAGAGGGUAGUCAGCCACUAUCUGAGGAUGAGAUAUGCGAUCAGGUGUUGGGUAGACGACCAGGCUACUCAAAAGGCCUUGGUUGGGGACCCAAGCCGAAGGCCCGCAGAACGGCGAGUGCAAGCAGUUCGUCGACAUCUUGUUCGCAGUCCACAGAAAAAGAGAUUGAAUUACAAGCUAAACUUCAAGAAGCUUUAGAACGGAUUGAAGUAUAAGAUAGAAAUCACCAAACAUUAGCUUCAC
Molecule: messenger RNA, 1026 nt
Organism: Cucumis melo (muskmelon)
Lineage: Eukaryota; Viridiplantae; Streptophyta; Magnoliopsida; Cucurbitales; Cucurbitaceae
Exons: 3
Coding region: 375-998 (207 amino acids)
Source: RefSeq, a predicted model, not a curated record